This is a messenger RNA of Aspergillus mulundensis, 741 nucleotides long. RefSeq lists its product as uncharacterized. The transcript has 2 exons. Lineage: Eukaryota; Fungi; Ascomycota; Eurotiomycetes; Eurotiales; Aspergillaceae. The coding region runs from base 1 to 741 and encodes 246 amino acids. The record is from RefSeq and is a predicted model, not a curated record.
AUGACAAAACGACUCUCAACAAGAGUAUCCCUCCGAUGGCCGCCCGAGCCGGCAUUCGAAAACACCGACACGCUCGUCCUCUCCGUCGGAAACUGGUAUGUCGACCUCCGCGUUGACCGCGACACCGGGAAACUCGACUGGGCCAUUGCGGGAGAGCGACUCCAAGACCCGAACUCGAAUGAAGUCCUCUUCACACACGAACUCGACUCCCGAAAUGCCUUUGGCGUCGCGGACUGCGGCACAUUCUCGACACUCCCGAACGGCGACGAUCUGGAGGUUGGGGUCAUGCCGCGUCCUGAUUUGCCGGGCGCGCCCGUGAGUGAAUACGAGGAGGUAUGGAGGGAGCUACCAUUCCCGCGAAUGGAGGGGCGCGAGAACGUGUCCUUUGUUAUGGAGAGCGCGACGGGCGGAACUCUGGGAGAGGGCGAGGAGAAGGAGGUAACUCGGACUUUUAUCGGCGGUAUUUGGGGAACUUACAUCGCUCUUCGACAGAGGCAAGUUCUUGUUCGGCCGGUUGGAGAGACGAAGAUUGUGGUCAGGAGCGGUGGGGAGGUCAGUGCGAGGAGGGAAGACUUUGUUCAUGGUGGGUUCGAGGUGAAGUACUCGCUGGGCUCGGAGGCAGAUAAACUGCCAACGCGCGAGGAUAUACGAUCUCCAUCGUCGGAUGGUGCUCCAGAGAAGUUAGUGGUUUGUGGGCAGGAGUAUAUUGUUCGCUCGUGGGAGCUCUCAGAUGCCGAAUGA